AUCUGGAUUGAAACGUUUGCUACAUAAUCAUUACUUGAUAUGCAUUUCCACUGGGGCUUAAUUUUGUUGGUGACUGUUAUUCCCGCGGUAAUAACAGUCCACAGUGCAAAAAAUCAACAGGACGAUCACGGAACUCGAUGUCAUAAUGUCUUUGGGAUUUAUGGUUCGUUUCACGGUUGGAGUGGAUGGUCGUCUUGGAGUAAAUGUUCUACAACCUGUGGUAUCGGAUUUCAAAGCAGGCAAAGACUCUGUUACUCUUACUCCCACCUCUCGUGUCCUCCAGGAGGGAAUGAUGUUAAGACGUGUUGGUCACCAUGCCCAGGAGGAUGGAGUUCUUGGAGUAUUCAUUCAUGUAGCAAAACUUGUGGAGGGGGAAUAGCGAUGAAACAUCGCACUUGUACCAACCCAAUCCCGUUGUUUGGCGGACAAGCUUGUUCGGGGCCACAUGUAACCUAUGUCUCUUGCAACACCAAUCCAUGCCAAGGUAUGCGUUCCGAGGUGAAUAAUUUACAAACAUUCUUAGUAAAUGGUAGUUGGUCCAGCUGGCAAGUCUCCUCUCAGUGCAGUGUCAGUUGUGGAGGCGGAGUUAGAGUACGCACCAGAACAUGCGACAACCCGGCUCCAUCUAAUGGAGGACAACCUUGUCAGGGGAUAUCGGUUCAUAAGGAAAUUUGCAACACGCAAUCUUGUCCAGUUCCGACGACGACACAGCCAACGACCAUGUCGACGACAACACCACAGAAACAUCAUUACGUAACAGUCUGAGCCAUCGUAUGAAGUUGGAUAAUAAAACAAUUAUGAAAUGAAA
Molecule: messenger RNA, 808 nt
Organism: Ostrea edulis (European flat oyster)
Lineage: Eukaryota; Metazoa; Mollusca; Bivalvia; Ostreida; Ostreidae
Product: semaphorin-5A-like
Exons: 6
Coding region: 40-765 (241 amino acids)
Source: RefSeq, a predicted model, not a curated record